Messenger RNA from Crotalus tigris (Tiger rattlesnake), 1431 nucleotides. RefSeq names its product deoxyribose-phosphate aldolase (gene DERA). Gene Ontology annotation, molecular function: deoxyribose-phosphate aldolase activity. NCBI's taxonomy places the organism in Eukaryota, Metazoa, Chordata, Lepidosauria, Squamata, Viperidae. Gene Ontology annotation, cellular component: cytoplasm. The transcript is spliced from 9 exons. Gene Ontology annotation, biological process: carbohydrate catabolic process; deoxyribonucleotide catabolic process. The record is from RefSeq and is a predicted model, not a curated record. The coding region runs from base 126 to 1082 and encodes 318 amino acids.
UCCUGGAGGGGAGACGGCAGGAGGAGGAGGAAAACGGGGGGAGGGAAGAAGGGAAAGGGCGUAACCAGGAAGCGCCGAAAGCGCCUUGCCCUGGAAGAGCAUCGACUUUCGCUUCUCCGCCGAUCAUGGCUGCUAGCAACCCGGGCACCGAGCUAGAUCUCACAUGGCUUGCACGAGUUCGGGUGAAUCAUCCAGCUGUUCUAAAGCGGGCAGGGCAAAUUCAAAUGAAACGGGCCAUGAAAAAGAAUUGGCAGGCAGCUUGGCUUUUGAGAGCCGUCACCUGCAUAGACCUCACCACCCUUUCUGGAGAUGACACCCCAUCCUAUGUUUGCAGAUUGUGCUACAAAGCCAAACAUCCCAUCCGAGAGGAUUUGUUACAAGCCUUGAAAAUGCAUGAUAAAGGCAUUACCACAGCAGCAGUUUGUGUCUAUCCGGCUAGAGUAACCGAUGCAGUUAAGGCUCUCAAAUCUGUUGGCUGCCACAUCCCCGUGGCUUCAGUGGCAACUGGAUUCCCGGCAGGACAGACAGCUCUGAAAAUUCGUUUAGCGGAGAUCCAGCUAGCUGUGGAAGAAGGGGCCAAAGAGAUUGAUGUUGUAAUUAAUCGAACCUUAGUACUGACGGGCCAAUGGGAAGACCUUUAUGAAGAAAUCCGUCAAUUCCGCAAGGCCUGCGGCGACGCUCAUAUGAAAACGAUCUUGGGGACAGGAGAGCUGGGAUCGCUUACAAAUGUCUACAAAGCCAGCCUUGUAGCCAUGAUGGCAGGUUCUGAUUUUAUCAAGACAUCUACAGGAAAAGAAGCGGUUAAUGCUAUUUUCCCAGUAGGCCUGGUCAUGGUGAGAGCUAUCAGAGACUACUACUUGAAAACUGGCUAUAAGGUUGGAUUUAAACCUGCAGGAGGCAUUCGCAAAGCCAAAGAGGCCUUGAUCUGGCUUUCACUGAUGAAGGAGGAAUUGGGAGAGGAAUGGCUGAAACCAGAACUCUUUCGCUUGGGUGCCAGUACUUUGCUGGGAGACAUCGAAGGAGAGAUUUAUUAUCAUGUGACUGGCAGACAUCCAGCUUCCUAUGACCUGCCCAUGGCUUAGACCAGUGACUGAUUCGUGCUGUGAAAAAGAGAAAGAAUGAAACAAACAAUGUCCUGGAAUUUUUUUCAUGAUACCUCGUCCUUACUAAGUGCUUACAAAACGGAUUAAAACUGUGGUGCCUCCAUUUUACAGUUUCAGUGUUCUUUGAAUGUCCCAAGGCCCAGGUGAAUAAAUGCAGGAAGCUUUGAAUGUUGAAAAUUUGUACCGCUAAUUUUGCUGUAAGGGCAUACGUUGACUUCAGUCUUGAUUUCAGAAAACAACUGAGAAAUGAUUAUUUUGGUGUGAAUUUUGUACUUAAAAUUAAGCAUUUGUGAAUUGUGAUAUAUAAAUAAAGUAUUCCAAAACAUGA